Molecule: messenger RNA, 339 nt
Organism: Ostertagia ostertagi
Lineage: Eukaryota; Metazoa; Nematoda; Chromadorea; Rhabditida; Trichostrongylidae
Source: the annotation of a GenBank genome assembly
AUGAUGGUUGCACGUGUAGUGACAGGAUUCGGUGCAGGAUCGCUGUCGGUGCUGAGGGCAUAUGCUGCAACAGCUUCUGUACCACGUGAUCGACUCCGAGCCGUUUCACUCGGUACGGCCGGAUUUGUGCUCGGCCUUUCCUUCGGACCCGCCAUACAGGCUGCGUUCACACCUUGGGACAUCGGCAUUCAUAUGGGGCGCAUCGUUUUGAAUAUGUACACGGUACCUGCGUUCUUCAUGGUUUUGGUGUCCAUAAUUGGCUGUGUCAUUGUCGCUAUAUCAUUCGAAGGAGGAUUACGCCGGAAUUGUCAAGAAGGACGAAAAUGGUUUGAUUCCUAA